Molecule: messenger RNA, 560 nt
Organism: Neltuma alba
Lineage: Eukaryota; Viridiplantae; Streptophyta; Magnoliopsida; Fabales; Fabaceae
Exons: 1
Coding region: 91-459 (122 amino acids)
Source: RefSeq, a predicted model, not a curated record
UUUUUUACCCGUCCUACCAUUUCUCAGAUCAGGAAGGAACGGCAACGGUUCAUAGAGUCAAAUUUUCUCUCCCAGGGGAGAUUCUUAAUCAUGUCUUUGAUUGAGAUGGCUUCUGCUGGCAAAUUCCGUUACCAGAGACUCAGACCUUCAGAAACUGGGGUUGAUGGUGAGGUUAGAGAGAGAGUGGUUGUGAGGCCGAAGAAUAAAUGGUUCAGAUUCAGAAGGAUUCCUAUUAGGAGGAGGUUUAGGCUCAAAGUUCCAAGCUUGAGGAGACUGUGGAGGAAGAAAGCCAUGAUGGUGUCUGCCAUGAGAAGAUCAUGCGCUAAAGUGAUGAAGAGAUUGAAGGAAGGUCAAGUUCAUUUCGGCGAUUUAUUUGCUGGCAACUACUUGUUCAUGCAGGUCAAUCCCACAUCAUUGGCCUACCUUGAGAGGGAAAUAACCCUCUCAAAAGUAGCCUGACUCUUGUUAGUUUCUCUCCUUUUGGCAUGCUUUGGUAUGAACUCUUCGAUCAAUCAUACAUAGAAUAAGUCAAUGCAAUCAAGCUAAUGCUUUGUUUUUCU